AUGGCUUCCAAGCUACCAAACACACUACUGGUCAACGUUGGGGAAUCCUGGAGACCAUUCCUGGAGGCGGAGUUCAGUAAACCUUAUUUUGCACAGCUCACCCAGUUUGUGUGUGCUGAGAGAAAGAACUUCAACGUUUACCCAUCUGAGGAAAAUGUGUUUUCAUGGACACGGGCCUGCAGUUUUGAACAGGUUGAAUAUAUAGAGGGCCUGGCAUUCAGUGUUCCGACGAAUGUGACUCCUCCCCCUCCCCCGAGCUUGGUGAACAUAUUCAAUGAGCUGGAGCAAGAUAUUCCGAGUUUUCGACGACCUGCCCACGGCUACCUUCAGGGUUGGGCAGAACAAGGUGUGUUGAUGCUGAAUUCGGUGUUGACAGUGCGAGAGGGUGUCGAAGCAUCUCACACAGGCAAGGGCUGGGAGCAGUUCACAGACGCCGUAAUCGCGUACCUUAACAACAACAAGAACGGGCUUGUCUUUGUCAUGUGGGGGCUGUAUGCUCAGAAGAAGGCUGCUCGUAUUGAUAAGGUAGUGAGUCACCGUAUCCUGACGAGCUCCCUUCCCUCCCCGAACUCUGCCCAUUUGGGAUUUUCCGGGUGUCGGCAUUUUUCUCAGAUUAAUGCUUAUCUGCAGAAGAAUGGGAUAGACCCGAUAAACUGGUCAUACCUGCCCCCUUUUCAACCUCGUCUGGUAGAUCACAAAAUUUUGGUGUAAUCCUAACCCACAAUGACUGCUUAAUAUUUCCAGAAGGCAGGUUUAUUAUAAAGUUUUACAAAUUGGAAUAAGGUGCGUAUUCUCCAAAAGGUUAUCCGCAUUAUGUUUUUAUAUAAAGAAAUGUAUUUACUUAUGACCUAUGUUCUUCUGUUUUUACAUCUGUUGGCCAUGACUAUUGACUAGACUUUACUACAGAGUGUUGUAUAUGCUUUAUUGUUAUGAAUGUUGUAACAUUGAAUGCCGAAUAAACAAUUUGUUAUGUUAUAUUAGGGAUUGAAAUCGAUCUAAAAUCAUAAUUGCUCAAAGGAAAUAAUCAAUCAAGCUUUUUCGAUUAACCUCAGAUUAAGUUAUCAAAUCAAAAAGCUCACAAAAAUGUUUAGAAUAAGUGUGCUAGCUAAACAAUAAAUGUACAGGGAUGUUAACUUCUUGCUAUACUGGAGUACUGUUUCAAUAAUCUUAUUUAGUGUAUAAGUUGAAUUGAAAAUUAUUUAUACUGUUAAUCAACAAUAUUUAUGGCGAGAUAAGCCAUAUAGGGAUGAUCAUGAUUGAGAUUAUGCAAUCAAUUAUCAACAACAUGUAUCAUAACAAUCAAUUUUCAAUAAUACACACUUUCAUUUCAGGCUGAUGUUCUUUGUAAAUGAUUUUGACAUUGUUGAACAUUUUAGAAUUUUGUUUUGUUUGUAUUAUAUUUUAAUCUUUUUAUCGUUCCUAACACUUACAUUGUACAAAAGACUCUAACAGAAUAUAUUAGUUUCUUAUGUUCUUGUCAAUUUAGAAGCGAUGAUUUUUCUUGCAAACUAUUUAAUCUGGACACUUUUGAAUUGCAAAAUAAGCACUGUAAGUUUAACAUUUGGGGAAACAAAUUGAAAUCAUGACAAAUAACAUUAAAUGACAAAACAUCAGGCCAUCUAAUCAAUGUGUGUACGAUAAAAGAUCAUAAGAUCAUGAAAUUCUGUUGAAUACUUAAAGUUGCACUCUUACUCCAAAAUAAAAUUUACCACAAUUAAUAGAAAGGUUUUGAUGUACCAAAGAGGACGGUAAAUGUAAAAAAACAAUGGUUUUAAUGAAGGACACCGAUUUUAAUUUGAAAAAUAGGUCCAAAAAACAUGGUAUUUCUACCUUAUUAGACUAACAGACUAUAGUAGAUAACAGUAAAUCUAUUAGCAUUCACCAAUCAUUUAAUAUUUUUGCGUUUUCAGCUGAUAUAUACACCAUUACAAUCUUGUUGAUAUUUCCAUAAAUUCAUGAUUUAGUAAGUAGUGAAAGGUUUAUCACUCAAAAUCUAUGUUUAUAAUAGGGUAGGCCAUGAUACAGAGUGGUAUUAUACAUGUGUAUGUAUUGAUUUUGAAUAAGAGUGUUACUUUAAAUAUGGGCAGAAAUUGAUUUAAGAUAUGAAAUUAAACUCAAUUUAUAAAUAAACCAGUCGUAACAUUUUCAGCCUUACCUUUUCGUAAAAAAAUCUCAUUAUGACCUGGAAAAAACAGUAACAAAAUCGACUGAAGAUGGCACCUUUUUCUUUCAUGCUUUACAAUGAAAUAUGGGGGUUAAACAGUGAAAUAACAACAGUGAAAAUAUCACUGCAAAAUAAGGAGUGAAAAUAUCGACUUUCAGAACAACUUUUAAAUUCCUCUGUAGUAACCUGCCUUGAUUAAAACAGAACACUGGACUUUGAACCAGAAAAUUUUGUCAAAAAAUGUUUAAGAAAUGUUUUUUAAAUUUAAAUAAAUAUAUAUUUGGAAAUAAACAACUUAUCGUUUAUUACCGGUUAUCCCGUUUUUUAAACAUUUUCCUGAUAUUUGAAGCUGAAUGUUCGAACAUUUGCUUUCAUACCAAACAAAUUACAGACAAAAACAACUGUUCGAACAUACAUAGAAUUUUAUAUCAUCGUUCAAAUGUAUUUUGAACUGUUUGUAGUACGUAAAAUUAGUUUCCUGGAAAAUUCACACAACAAUUUACAGAUAAUCCGAUAUUUUUUACCCCACCCACACCUCAAAAUUUGUUAACAAACUAGCGUGGCAUUCACUCUUUAUCUGGAAAACAAACAUGUUUUCAAGCAAAACAGACUGGUCUCUGUAAGUAAGAUGACUGAAUAUUAAUUUGCUAUGAAACACAUGCAGUCUUUAACUAAAAGAAUGUUUAAAAUUCAAUGAGUAUCCGCAUUUGUUUUGCACAUUUGACCAUCCAAACUUUCAUUCAUUAAAUAGCGGCUAGUAAUUUCGUUAUGUAUUCAUGCCCAACUUAAAAUAAAAGUGUUUACAUUAUUUAUUGGAACAUAUGUGCACUUAUAAAACUUCAUUGUUUACUGUUGAUAAAAGCUUUGCACUAAAAAAUGAGCGAAUAAUAAGCUAUAAGAAUGGAUAGCAGAGAACUAUUUCACAGCAAACCGAAAAUAGAAAAGUUGACAGCUUUAGUUUUGCAUGAGGGGCGCCCUUUUCAAAAAAGGGGGUUAUUCAGAAUUAAAUUAAAAAAAACUAAUAAAACUCCGAAAAUAAGCAUAAAAGAAACAGAAAAUUUGUUUAUUUCAGUGUAAGAUCGUAUUUCAUUCCACUUGUGAUCAUAUAAAACACUACAUUUUCACUCUUGGCUUUGCCUCUGGUGAAAAUAUGUUGUUGUUUUUUCUAAAAUACGAUCUAACACUAAAAAACAAAUAUCCUCUAUAUCCUUUACUUCGUUAGUUGAUAUUUUUUAUAUACAAUUUCAAGUAUAUACUAAACUAUUACAAUAGAAUAUCAAGCAGCUACAUUGAGCAUUUGUACUGUUUAUUUUUCGUUUUUGCAGAACAAAAUUUAACCCAUUUGAAGGGAAAUAUGAUAUUAUGAAUUUGGUGGAAGGGGGAAAUGUUGGCCUUUUUCUUGUACAUGUAUGUAUUUAGGCAAGUACUCAUCAGGAAAAAAAUCCCGUAAAUCAGUAGUUCAUGACUGUUGAAAAUAAAUAGUUGUUAUAGAUUUGUUUAUAGUGAAUGGACGAAGAAAAUAGUUGUUGCGUGGUUUUUAAAUGCAUAUUAUGUUAUAUUGAAUACCUUUUGA
Mya arenaria is the source of this 3737-nucleotide messenger RNA. RefSeq names its product uracil-DNA glycosylase-like. Gene Ontology annotation, biological process: base-excision repair, AP site formation via deaminated base removal; base-excision repair. Gene Ontology annotation, cellular component: nucleus; mitochondrion. The coding region runs from base 1 to 711 and encodes 236 amino acids. Lineage: Eukaryota; Metazoa; Mollusca; Bivalvia; Myida; Myidae. The record is from RefSeq and is a predicted model, not a curated record. The transcript has 7 exons. Gene Ontology annotation, molecular function: uracil DNA N-glycosylase activity.